Bactrocera latifrons is the source of this 3393-nucleotide messenger RNA. It is a transcript of the gene Hil, whose product is annotated as hillarin. Bases 751 to 3186 code for a protein of 811 amino acids. NCBI's taxonomy places the organism in Eukaryota, Metazoa, Arthropoda, Insecta, Diptera, Tephritidae. The transcript has 12 exons. The record is from RefSeq and is a predicted model, not a curated record.
UGCGGUGUAAACGUCGCGAAGCGGACUGAACUGAAUUCGUAAAUAAAAACGAAAUAUUGUGGUGUGCACUUUGCCGUUAUUGUUGCAAAUAUUUCAACUGAAACUACUUUAAGUAGCCGCGUUUUCAGCGCUGAUGUCACCAGUUGAUUCAUUUUGGAAAACUUAUCUUAAAAGAAGAUGAUGUCUAGAUGCCGCUAGCUAGUCGAUAUUGCUCUUAAUAGUCACAUAUUUACGUGCGAGUGUGUAACUCGAACCUCAAGUUAUCUGGUUGGACUACCACGCAUUUAGGUGAAAUAUGUUGUGUCACAUCACGUUUCAUGAAUAAGCAGCAUCGCAAAACGAAUCACGCGCAACCACACCAACUGAACUGAAACAUCUUUAUACAAGGGAAAAGCGGGAAGUGCAAUGCAACCCUUCAGCAUAGUAGUCAAAUACCUUCAAUGAGUCCGUCAUAUCACACGCUGGCGCCAGCUCAGUCAAUCAAACAUAGAGAAGCACUGAAAACACCUAUGACGCUGACCAAGAACAGCUGAAGUGAGAGCGCAGCAUUUCAACAAAAUUCUAGUGAGAAGAAACCAACGCCAAAAGCUCCAAACAGUGAAAUCACAAUCACAGUCCAAGACUUUUAUUACAAAUACAAAAAGAAACAUUGCCACAGAUGUAUCGAUUUGAAGUCGAUGUCCUUAAUUUAUGAAUGUGUGUAUAUACGUAUGAAACUGUUUUCUAUUACAACACAAACUCGCCAAGAAAAUGUACCGCCCAAACUUCUAUGAAUCCACAUGCCUGCGGUGCAACGAAAUCGUCUACCAAGUGGAUCGAGUGGGACCCCUCAAGGACUUCACAUUCUUCCAUUCUGGCUGCUUUAAGUGCGUCCAUUGUGGCACAAAGUUAACACUUAAAACAUAUUUCAACAAUCAGCACAAACAGGACGACAAGGAGGUUUACUGUAGUUCACAUGUACCAAAGAGUGGUCCUGGUCAUUUAGAUCAAACGUCGGUAGGCAUAAGGCAGGCUUUGAAUGCGCCCCGCACCAACAAAUACGUCAAUGACCAAAUUCGCGGAACACGCACAGAAGUAGAUGGUGGAUUGGGCUCACGUCAAUCGACACCAAAUGGUUACGGCAGCCGUGAUGUUAGCUCCCCGUCACAAAACGAUUCCGAUUAUAAAUAUGGCCGAUUCGACGCCAGCGCACUCCACAUUGCGCAUGCGCUGAAGCAAACGGAAAUACAGAAAGCCUACAACAAGAUGAGAGAAAAACCGAUAGAUUUCUAUCUGGCCCGAGAGGAGCAAGCGCGCCUUGAAAUGAAACAUCGUAAAGAGGAAGAUGAUUUAUACCGUAAAUUUGCCCGCAAACGAGAGGAAGAAGAUCGCAAAAUACAAUCUGAAUUCCAAGACGAAUGGGAACGUGAACUACAGCGCCUCACUCACAAAUUCGAAAAAGAAUUAGCAACUUCUCGGCGCAGUCGAGAUGAUCAAAAUAUGCUCACGCUGCGGCAUGAACAGCAGAAGGAAGAUCUGGAAAAAAACAUGACACUGCGGCGYAGCAAAAAGAAAGAAAGCAUCACACGUAAAAUGCUAGAACAUGAGCGAUAUGAAACAGCCGCUCUAGUAGAUCGCCAGUCGAGUGAAAUGUUGGAAUUGAUUAGUGCGCGGCGCUCGGAAUACAUGCAAAAUGAGAGUAUCUUUUUAGAUGACGAUUUCGAUGAAGGCGCAGUCCCACUAGAAUAUCCAAUGGUUGCUCCAAUACCAGCUCCACCAGCCGUUAGCAAAUUCCAAAUAUAUACUGAUCCUAUUGAAUUUGAAGAUGUCGAUCGCAUUGCAAUAUCGGUAGCACAAGAGGAUCAGAAGACCUUCACGGACUUAGUGCGGCAGUUAGUCGGUCGUUGUACCACAGACAUAGAAAAGGCUCGAACGAUCUUCCGUUGGAUAACUGUUAAAAACUUAAAUGCAAUGCAUUUCGAUGAUGAUUUGCGGGGUGACACACCCAUGGGCUUGCUGCGAGGCAUAAAAUACGGUACAGAGAGCUAUCACGUACUAUUCAAGCGACUUUGCAGUUAUGCUGGCCUCCACUGCGUAGUAAUUAAAGGUUAUUCGAAGAGUGCUGGUUAUCAGCCAGGUGUCAAAUUCCAAGAUUCUCGGUUCCGCAACUCUUGGAAUGCGGUAUAUGUUGCGGGAGCUUGGCGUUUUGUACAAUGCAAUUGGGGCGCACGCCAUUUGGUCAACGCGAAGGAAGCACCUAAAACUGGACGCGGAAAAAAUGACAGUUUAAGCAGAUAUGAAUAUGACGAUCACUAUUUCCUUACCGAUCCUCGGGAGUUCAUUUAUGAAUUUUACCCCUUACAAGAGGAAUGGCAACUGCUUAAACGACCCAUAACUCUACGGGAAUUCGAGAACUUACCGUUUGUGCGAUCGCUUUUCUUCCGUUAUGGGCUACAUUUCGCCGAUGAAGGUUAUGGCGCCGUAGUCUUCACAGAUGACACUGGUGCCGCCACUGUUCGUAUUGCCAUGCCAACAGACAUGCAAAGUUGCCUGAUUUUCCACUACAAUCUUAAAUUUUACGAUAGCGACGAAGACUCCUACGACGGUGUCUCCCUGAAGCGUUUCGUUAUGCAAUCAGUCAUUGGAAACAUUGUAGCUUUUCGUGUACAUGCGCCGUGCUCAGGAGCAUUUCUUCUCGAUAUAUUUGCCAAUGCUGUAACCCCACAGGAAUACCUCACUGGCGAACCUAUGAAAUUUAAGUCCGUCUGCAAGUUUAAGAUAUGUUGCGAAGAACUACAAACAGUUAUGGUACCGUUGCCGGAUUGCGCAAGUGGUGAAUGGGGUCCUACAAAAGCGACUAGGCUUUUUGGAUUAAUACCCAUAACACACCAAGAUCCACUUAUAUUUGCCGGACGAAGUUUAGACCUUCAAUUUCGCAUGUCAAGGCCUUUGACAGACUUCAUGGCCACUCUGCACAAGAACGGUGUGGAAGAAAAGAAACUUUCCAAAUAUGUGACGCACAACACGUUAGAUGACAUUGUGACAUUCAUAAUAAAUUUUCCCGAGGAGGGUCAGUACGGUUUAGACAUAUAUACUCGUGAAGCUGGAACCAUGGCUUCGCACCAUAGUCACUCUGCGUCAACGGGAGAGAAACACUUGCUCACCCACUGCUGUAAAUACUUAAUCAAUUCAUCGAAGCGGAAUUAAAUAGGCAGAAAUGCAUAAAAUAUACAACUGUAUGAAAUUGUUACAAUAUUUUUAGUGAAACGCAAUAAUUACCAAUUAGUUGUAAAAGUUUUGUAUGAUUAAUACCGAUUAUGUUUUAAAAGUAAUCUCAUGCAUAUUACUUAAUACAUAUUAAAAUCCAAAUAAUAUUGAACUGUGUACAAUUUUACAAAUGCAUAUGAACAAUAA